GGUCUCGGCGCCGGUCGGCCGCAGUCGGCCGCGCGAUCCCGAGCCGAGUGGCCGCGAGUGGCACGCUCUCCCCCUGCACGCGCACCGCGGGACUCUGUGGGAUUUUCGCCGACUGGGCACUCCCCUCCGUAGGAUUCGCUGAGACCCCGGAGGAGAGAGAGAGACCGAGCCAAAGGAGGGAUAGGAGGAUCGCCCGUCGAGAGAGAGCCGCAGGGAGAGACAGAGAGGGGUGUCGGUGUUAAGAAGCGCGCGAGGCGAGCAGGAGAGACAGAAAAAUGGGAGCGCGACAGAGCAAGAGGUCGGUCGACAUAACGACGACGCCGAAGAAGGAGGGCGUCCCGGCGGAGGGCGUCGGCGACGCCGCGCCCGGGGACGGCAAGCUGGAGAGAAUCGAGGAGACCGACGCCAAACCGACCAGCAACGGCAUAGGGCCUCACACGGACGCCGAGGAGAAGGACAAGGAUAAGGACGAGACCGCCGAGAAGGACAAGGAGAAGGUACCGGAAGACGGGAAAGCGGACGAGCCCAAACAGGAAGCCACGGCCGAGACCCCCGAAAAUGCAGAAGUGACGACGCCGACCGAGGCCGCUCCUGCCACCGUCACCUCGCCAGAAACCAAGGAAGCCAAAAAGAAGGACAAGCUGAAGAAGAAGUGGUCCCUCAGGUCGAUCAGCUUCAGCAAGAAGGAUAAGACCAAGCCGGCCCGCGAGGAGACCCCGAAGAACGGGGACGUCACAAAGGAAGAGCCACUGCCCGAGGGUGGCGAGGAAGCAGAAACCGCGGCGGCGAUCGCCGGCAGCCCCACAGAGGAGAAAUCCGCCGUGAGCAGUCCAACGGGAGCGGAGUCCGGGCCAGGUGGCGCCACCGCGGCCGAGGCGAAGGACGAGAAGUCCGCGGCCGCCCCGGCCGAGGAAAAGAAAGAGGAACCCACCCCCAGUGCCCUGCCCACUCCCGUCCCUGUCGAAGAAAAGAAAGAGGAUAACGAAAAGGUCGAGGCCGCGCCCGCUGAUAAACUCGAGAGCAAACCCGAGGUCAAGGCUCCGGUCGAGAACGCCGUCGCGAAAGAGGUCAGCACGACGGAAAGCGUCGACGAGGCCCCGACAAGUCCGCCACCUGCAGUCCCUGUUGAGGCCCCUGUUGCACCUGCGCCUGCAUCCGCACCUGCAAUCACCGAGGACGUCGCCUCAGUCACCAAGGCCAUAGAAGAGAUCGACAUAAACGAGAAGGCCGUCGCUGCGGCAGUAAACGAGUCCAUCGAAAGCGCCACCACGAACGAAAUCGUCGCCGAGACACGCCACCAAAACAUACUGAACGAAUAAGCGCGCCACUAACCGAAUUGUAUUUUGGAAAGAAGAAAGUUCUUUUCUCUCGUUAAAACCAAAAAAGUAUAUUAUAUAGAUAUGUAUAUUUGGACCAUUCCUGCAACUAAACAGAAAAAUAACGUUCUUUCGUUACGAGCGAGCAGCAAAAAAGGAAAGGAAGAGAGCCGAGCCGAGGGAAGAAAGAGGAGGAGAGAGAGAGAGAGAGGGACGCCGGCGAAGGGGCCCGACUUGCGACGCGCGUCGCGACGCAGACUUUAUAAGUAGAUCUAUUAAUUAUUAGACACGAUAUAUAUUCGAUGGUAGGCGAGCGAAGGAUUUUUGGAUAAACUACGGUCGAAUAAUUUAAUAAUUGAAACCUAGCGAGAGGGGCGCGCGAGGUGUCGGAGAGAGGGAGAGAGACUCUCGGGACGCGCGAUCGGUCGUUAAGCCGGUCACUUAAGCGACGAUUUAUUAAUGCUACUACGUAAGGGGAGCGAAGUAACGAGAGAAAGAGAGGGAAUAGCGAGGGAGGCGAGAGGAGGAGAGAAAUCGCGAGGGGCGCGGAGGGAUGAGAAUUUUAACAUUGGGCGGUGCCCAUCGCAGGCCACACUUACCCUGCAGUGUAGAAAUUUUAAAGUGUCAUUAAUUGUUAUUAAGAUAAGUAAUGUGCGCGCGAGCAACCAUUGCUUGGCGGACGAGCGACGGGAGCGAUGAGAAUUGAUGCGAGAAAGCGAGCGUGCGCGCAAGAGAGAGAGAAAGCGAGAGAAAGAGGGACUUAUUCGGGGGGUAUAUCGCGAGGCCGUGUAUACUCCGAGGGGAAAUACUCAAAAGGGUGGCGCCCUCCCAUUACGACACUACUAUUGUACACUGAGAAAGAAAGUAAGAGACGAGGAAAGAUGGCCUGAAUGGGGGUGAGAGAGAGAGAGAGAGAGAGAGUGAGGAGGUGUGCAAGGUACGCAGUGUCUGCUCGGAAAGAGAUGGAGGAGGAACAACGGCGUGGCGCGUGCGCGCGAACGGGAGCGAGAGAGAGCGCGCGAGGCGAGGCGAAUGUGCCCGAGCGAGAGGGAUGACCCACGUUAAGGGAUCGAUUGAGAAAAGCCGGGCCGCGGGCGAGAGAGAGGCACAGUGCGCGUGGUGUAUGUGUGCGAAAGAGAGAGAGCGAGCGACAGGGGAAAAGGGUAACGAAGAAACGCUGAGGGAGAUAUAGCGAGCCAUUAAGCGAACGCGACGCGGUACUUCGGGGAAGAAUGCUUUCUUCAUCUUCUUUCUCAUUUUUUUUUUUUUCAUCUUUCAAGAACAAAUGUCAUUUAAAUGCGAAUCCUCCGUGCUCUCCUUUUUAUUCAACGCCGAGUGAAAUGCGGCGAUUACUCGUGGCGGCCAUUUUGAAAUCCGGGAUAGUGUCUCCUUUAACACCGUCCACGAUUAAACGGAAUUAUCGGGAACGAUUGGAAGUGGUGUUAAGGCGAUGCGAAAGUUACGUCGAGGAGGCCUCGUUUAUGAAGCUUGCAAAUUGGGUUUGCCGAAUCAUAUUAAAUUUACAUCGGGGAUAUGGAGGCUAUAAGGAAGGUCCUGACGCCCAUAAAGUUUCAAUUUUUUUAAAAUUUGUUUAUUGAUAUCUUCAAGAUUUUUUUAUAAAAAAAUGAAAUUUCAUGAGCCUCCAGACCUUUGUUGUUAGCCUACGUAUUCACUUCGUAAAGUUUGAAACGAUUCGGUACACCUAGUUCGGAGAAAAGCUUCAUGCACGACUAACUCCUCGGAUACCGCUUUCACGUCCCCUUAAGAGAAAUUGAAAAUGCCCCGCUUCUUAACACAUUGCGUACAGGUCACGAGAUAUCUCGUACAUAGCAAAUCGAAACUUGUGGCCGGGUUACGAUAUACCUCGUAACCCGGUCACGAGUUAAAAAAUGUGCGGACCCUGGAAGCGCGUUGAGCGAGCAGAGUGCCGUACGCAAUGUGUUAUUACUGAUCUUAUAAUUUCUACCACCAGAGAGCGCGAGAACUCGCAUUUCACCCGCGAAAACGAAGACUGGACGUUCACGGAGAGAAGGAGAGGAAAGGAACUCACGUACACACACACUCACUCUCACACACACACGCAAAGUAAAAGUAAUACAGUAAGUCGAGCAAUGUAAGUGAUAUAUAAUCUAGAGAUAGAGAGACGCGUUCGUGUAAAUUCGGCGUUCGUUCGAGAUGCUAAUUCUCCAUACCGAGAGCACACACACCUACGACGGAGCCUAUCGUAAUUUUUAUGAUAAUAAUUAAAUAUCGCCUAAUUAAUACGAUUACGAUUACGGAAAACGAGAGAAGGGGAGGGAGGAAACGGAGCCCGCACAACCACCGCCACACUACCGACACAAACUACGAGCCACCGACUUAAGGGGAAAGAGGCAGAGGAGGGGGAGGGAGGGGGAAAAAGAAAACAAGAAAAUAAGAAAAUUAAUAAACAACGGCACCUUUUUCAAGUUUUUCAUACGAUGUUUCUACGUUUAUACGGAUCUCUCGCGACGUUAAAAAGUAAUUGCGUAAACGAGUGAUUUUUUUAUCGAAGCCGUAGCGUAGGGAUAUAAUUAAACUUAACGAACACAAACACGCCAUUCUAGAUACGCUCUCCGGGUCGGAAUAUCUCUAAGCGUUUUCGAGCCGACAUUGAUUUUAAAACGACACACCCUCACACACACAUACAUUUAAAUAUACGUAAGGAGGGAAGAAUGGAAAUUAAAAGUUGUAUAGUAAACCCACUGUAAUGGAAUUUAAUCAUCGUCCGUGGGAAUGAUGUCUACAACGAAAUUCGCCGUUUUCUCUCGAGAAUAUACGUGUAAGACUACCCUUCGACAAGAGCGGACCUUGUUUUAUUUCGAUUCUCGGACACGACUGUUUUGCGCAUCCAACACUGUCAAUGGUUCUCUUUGAGGCCAUCCACGAGGCAACGAUUCGAGCUCGAAUUUGUCCCGUUUGCCUACCCGUCGUCGUGGUAAGACUUUCUUUUCUUUUUGGAAGUGAGCGUUUGCCUCGCGGAUGCUUCAACGCGAGAAGAAGAAAAUACAGUCUUCGGUAUCUUUGAUCAGCAGUUAUAAUAGUAACUAAACUAUUCUACAUUUAUCUAUAACGUAUAAUAAACUGUGAAACAAGUGUACGAUA
Orussus abietinus is the source of this 4439-nucleotide messenger RNA. Its product is annotated as neuromodulin. The record is from RefSeq and is a predicted model, not a curated record. Lineage: Eukaryota; Metazoa; Arthropoda; Insecta; Hymenoptera; Orussidae. The transcript is spliced from 8 exons. The coding region runs from base 276 to 1319 and encodes 347 amino acids.